Molecule: messenger RNA, 810 nt
Organism: Bactrocera tryoni
Lineage: Eukaryota; Metazoa; Arthropoda; Insecta; Diptera; Tephritidae
Gene: zuc
Product: mitochondrial cardiolipin hydrolase
Exons: 3
Coding region: 1-810 (269 amino acids)
Biological process (GO): piRNA processing
Cellular component (GO): mitochondrion
Molecular function (GO): RNA endonuclease activity producing 5'-phosphomonoesters, hydrolytic mechanism
Source: RefSeq, a predicted model, not a curated record
AUGAUGGAGAAUCGGGUGUUGCGCUACACUUUUUAUAGCCUGACUACGGGCAUUUCGGUAGUGUUGUUGUCAGAAAUCUUUUAUCGUGGCUUUUUGUACGUGCGCGAACGUUUGUGGCGUCGCGAUGCAUCUGAUGACGAAAUAGCCGAAGUCAUCUGGACGAAUGAGCUGACACAAAGCUGCGCUGGUGGUCACACACUAAAAUCAUCAGCAGAUCGUAAGAGCCCCACAUACGAAAGUCCAUCGAAGGGAAUGAUUGAAAAUGGACAUGUUACGAAAUUACCAACUCCUAAUGUGAGUCCUUCAUGUCAGAAUCGGUAUUGUGCUGCCAAUAAUGUCGGUCGUUUAAUAGCGUUAAUUGAUAAAUCUAAAUAUACCAUUGAUCUAGCAAUGUAUACGUUUACAUCCUAUGAUCUAUCUCAAGCAUUUAUGCGUGCCAUUCGCCGGGGAGUUUCAGUGCGCAUAAUAAGUGACAAAGAAAUGGUAUACUCCAGUGGAUCUCAGAUUAUAACGCUAACGAAGGCAGGCGUGGCGGUGCGGUGUCCAAUGACCACAAUGCUAAUGCAUCAUAAAUUUUGCCUGCUAGACGGACCGAAACGUGCGCGUUCGGUUUUGGGCAAUGUCGGCAAAACAGAUGAUUUGCGUAAUGUAAAGGGGGUUCUUAUGUCCGGCUCACUCAAUUGGACCAUGCAGGGUUUUGGUGGCAAUUGGGAGAAUAUUGUAAUCAGUUCCAAUAAAGAGUUGUUGGAACAUUUCGAAGAUGAAUUUCAACGAAUGUGGUUAGCAUUCGCUCCACGUUUGAGUUCGUAA